Periophthalmus magnuspinnatus is the source of this 5103-nucleotide messenger RNA. RefSeq names its product DOT1-like histone H3K79 methyltransferase (gene dot1l). The transcript has 28 exons. Gene Ontology annotation, biological process: DNA damage checkpoint signaling; regulation of transcription regulatory region DNA binding; DNA repair. NCBI's taxonomy places the organism in Eukaryota, Metazoa, Chordata, Actinopteri, Gobiiformes, Gobiidae. Bases 343 to 5088 code for a protein of 1581 amino acids. Gene Ontology annotation, cellular component: nucleus. The record is from RefSeq and is a predicted model, not a curated record. Gene Ontology annotation, molecular function: histone H3K79 methyltransferase activity.
CCUGACCCACGCGUGUCGUUGUUAUCACGGCUCAUGCUGACGUACGUGUCUCCACCGCUGUGUGGAUCCCUGCCAUAUUCACGCCGGGCAAGAUGGCGGCGAUACGGACGGGCUGUUAUUGCCAGUGAACACAAAAAGGCAUUUAUUUAAGCUAACAAACCCGUUCAGAGACAUUUGUACCAUCGACCAUAUUGUGUGCACAUUUCUGUCGAACCAACGUCGACGUCUCGUUUAUGUUUUGCGUAUUUCUUACAAAAUGUUAACGUUGUAGCCUACUCGCUAACACGGGCAGUAAGUAGCUAACUAGCUAUCUAUCACAGCCAAGCCGCCGUGAAGUGGAGAAUGGGAGAAAAGCUGGAGCUGAAGCUCAAAUCGCCGGUUGGAGCAGAACCAGCCGGUUACCCGUGGCCAUUACCAGUAUAUGACAAACAUCAUGAUGCUGCUCAUGAAAUCAUCGAAACCAUACGGUGGGUGUGUGAGGAAAUACCAGACCUCAAACUGGCAAUGGAAAACUAUGUGCUCAUUGAUUAUGACACAAAAAGCUUCGAAAGUAUGCAGAGACUAUGUGACAAGUACAACAGGGCCAUCGACAGCAUUCACCAGUUGUGGAAAGGGACCACCCAGCCCAUGAAACUAAACAAGCGUCCAUCCAACGGCCUGCUGCGCCACAUCUUACAGCAGGUGUACAAUCACUCUGUCACCGACCCAGAGAAGCUCAACAACUAUGAGCCCUUUUCUCCGGAGGUGUACGGAGAGACCUCGUUCGACCUGGUGGCCCAGAUCAUUGAUGAAAUUGAAAUGAUGGAGGAGGACACCUUUGUGGAUCUUGGCAGUGGAGUUGGGCAAGUUGUUCUGCAAGUCGCUGCAGCAACCAACUGUAAACACUACUAUGGUGUGGAGAAAGCAGACAUUCCAGCCACCUAUGCAGAGACAAUGGAUAAAGAGUUUAAAAAAUGGAUGAAGUGGUAUGGAAAGAAACACGGGGAGUAUACACUGGAGAGGGGGGAUUUUCUAUCCGAGGAGUGGAAAGAUAGAAUUGCCAACACCAGUAUUAUUUUUGUGAAUAACUUUGCCUUUGGUCCAGAAGUAGACCACCAGCUGAAGGAACGAUUUGCAAACAUGAAGGAAGGUGGGAAAAUAGUGUCCUCCAAACCUUUUGCACCUUUGAAUUUUAGGAUAAACAGUCGGAACUUAAGUGAUAUUGGCACAAUAAUGCGUGUGGUGGAGCUGUCUCCUCUGAGAGGCUCAGUGUCCUGGACUGGAAAGCCUGUUUCCUACUACCUUCAUACCAUUGACCGCACCAUACUUGAAAAUUAUUUUGCUAGUCUCAAAAAUCCUAAACUCAGGGAGGAGCAAGAGGCAGCUAGACGACGCCAGCAGAAAGAUACAAAGGAAAGUAAAAGCAAUAGCACCACGCCCACAAAGCCAAAAGAACCCGCCAAGCCGGACUCUGGUGACGAAGAGGAGCGUCCAAGCUUGGUGACUGUGGUGAAGCCUAGUCCCAAACCCAGAAGAACACGAUUAUUGUCUAAAGGACGUAAACUGAACAACAAAAAACGUGGUCGCCCGAAGAAGGCCUCUGUUAAUACCACUGAGAAGAAAAAUAAGAAAAAUCAAAGUGCAUUGGAUUUGCUGCAUGCCAAGACCCUGUCUGCAGCGCCUGCUCAGGAUUCAUACCGGUCACCUCAAAGUCCUUUCUACCAGCUACCUCCCUUGGUUCAGCACUAUCCCUCUAGUCAGCUGCUGCUUGGCCCAACUCCUCCAGCUUUGCAACAAAUGCUAGAUAACAUCAAAAUACAAUACCUACAGUUUAUGGCCUACAUGAAGACUCCUCAGUACCGCUCCAACCUGCAGCAGCUUUUAGAGCAGGAGAAGCAAAAACACAGGGACCUGUCAGGACAGGCAGAGCAGUUGCAAGCUGUGUGUCAGUCUCACAAGGAAAAGAUUAAAGGACUUUUUCAAAUGAAGCUUGAUGAGUUGGGUGUAAAAGCCCUGACGGCAGAGGACCUUUUACAAGCGCAAAAAGAGAUAUCAGCCCACAAUCGCCAACUGAAAGAGCAGACGAAGCAGCUUGAGAGGGACAUGGCCUUAUUGAGGGACCACAGCCUGCUGCUACUGAAGACUCGAUGUGAGGAGCUGAAGCUUGACUGGGGCUCUUUAUGUUUGGACAGUCUGUUGAAGGAAAAACAGGCAUUACGAAGACAGAUAUCUGAGAAACAGAGGCAUUGCCUGGAGCUGCAGAUCAGCAUUGUUGAACUAGAGAAGAGCCAAAGGCAGCAAGAACUGCUGCAGCUCAAGUCCUACAGUCCCUGUGAUGGGUCUCCAUACAGAAAGAACUUGGAGUCGCGAUCCUCCAUAGACAUGGACACUACAAAGAUGGGUCUGACCUCUGUCCCUUUGCAUAAUGGCAUUAGUCCUGAGUUAAACGGCACCAGCUCUCCGUGUUUUGAACGCACCAACAUGAAAGGAGAGCUCCUUUCACGAUAUCUCCCCAUCUCCCCGGACCACGAGCUUGCGCCCUCUGCCUCUGACGUCCGACAGAGACAGCACACCUCCUCCCACACUCUUCCAGACUACACUCGCUUCUCACCUGCCAAAAUUGCCUUACGCAGGCAUCUCAAUCAGGAUGCUACUGCUGCUGCCCAACUAAGAGGUCCUGGGCUGAUGACACACAGGGGGGAACUAGUUGGUAUUAAUCCUCCAACUAAACAGAAUUGCCCCUCCCCUGGGGCAACUGAAGCCCCAAGUACUACAGCAAAAAAUUUUGAGAGGGCUGGUAAAGAGAAGAGUCCUCCUCAGAGUGAUAACAGUAUUACAAGCCUUCCAAUUAGCAUCCCUCUGAGCACGGUCCACCCAAGUAAACUGCCUGUCAGUAUCCCCCUGGCCAGUGUGGUGCUGCCAAACCGAGCUGAGAGACUGAGAAGUACUCCUAGUCCUGUCCAUACAAGUCAGACCAACGGAUACUCUUCCAGCUCAGGGUUGAUGAAUGGAGUUCUGCAUUCUGAGGAUCAUAAUGGUGCUUCGCUGUCUCCUCCCUCCCACUCCAACCCACCUCUGACAGGACCAAUGAGCCGUGGGUCCAUCCAGAGUCCCUCUCUCAGCACUGGAGGGGUGCUCCAGUAUGCAGAUGGACCCCCAAGAAUUGUGCCAGAGGACGGUCCAGACCACAGAGGAGGCGAGUCAGACAACGAGCCCUUGGAAAGUGAGAUGCGGAGGAGAAUCUUCUUCUCCUCUUCCUCUUCAUGUUCUUCAUCUUCCGGUAGUGGAAGCAGCGCUGCUUCAGGGUCACGCGUCCACCACCACACUGGCAGCUCAGGAAAGCAGGGAUACCAUGGCAACCACCACCACCAGUCCCCCGGCGCACAGCACAUGCACACUCCCACAAAUACCACAUCGCACACCUCCCACAGCCUGGGCGUUCAGGAGGGCCGCAAGCGAGGCAGAAGGAAGCGGGGUUCCACAGGAGGAGCUGUCACAGCCAGCACCUCCCCAAAAAGGAGGUCAUUCCCUGGACUCGGCUCCAGCCAUCACUCCUCAGGAUCGCCACUCAACAUCAAUUCAAUGGUCAGUAACAUUAACCAGCCCCUGGAGAUCUCUGCCAUAUCCUCCCCGGAGCAGUCAAGCCGCAGUCCCAGUGGGCUUGACCUGGACCAGCCUCCUAUUCUGAAGAGAGAGCGCCCCCUAGAGUUUAAUGGCACCGGACGGUAUUCAUCGGCCCCCAGCUCAGAUGAUGAGGACUCCGGCUAUCCUGCAGACAGCUCUAGUUCAAGAAUUGAAAGAAAAAUUGCCACAAUAUCACUGGAGAGCAGAGACCUUCCUGGUAGAUUUGUGGACACUGAAAGAAGCAGAAAAUCUGGGAGUAGCAGUGGAAACAGCACUGGCAGUGAAUCCUCAUCUACAUCCUCCUUGUCCUCUGCGAGCAAGUGGAAGUCUACAUUCUCUCCUAUUUCUGACCUGAAGCAGCCGGGCUCUGAGCUAAGACCGAGUGGCUCUCCUUUUGGUGUGGGAGGACCCAGUCGCAGCGCAGACUCUGAUCCAGACCACAAGCCACAUGCUCAGGGGCGCAAAGGCAGUGACGGAGAAUCCACUUAUGUGAUGUCCAACCCCUUCCUCAAUCAGGAGGGGGCUGUGCGAGGGGGGGCUGGUGGAGGCAGCGGUCCACAGGGAUCCAGUGGGUCUGAGACACGGCAGGUUCUGCAGAAACAGAAGGUCCCACGAGAUUGGGAGUCCAAGAACAGCAGCAGCCAGAACCUGUUCAUCUCUGCCGCUGCCAGCAGUGGAGCGGGCAUUCUGAGCUCAGUGUCCUCUACCUCUGGGACCGCCGUGGGGCAGUACCUGGGCUCUCAGUUUCCACUCGGAGGGACCUCCGUCCUACAAUCACUAUUUGGGGCCCAGACGGGAUCCUCUGUGAAUGGGUCGACCCGGCUUGUUAAUGGACAUUCAGCCCUUGGAAGCUUCUCCAGUGCUGGUUUGGCCGGAGGAGCAGCUGGAGGAAUCUUUCACCAUGUGGUACCUACAGUGUCCUCUCAUCAGUUUGGGGCGACGCUGGCCGCCUCUGGAGGCCUUGGCUCUCUGCUCAGUCUCUCCACCUCUACCUCGUCCCAAACUCAGCAGCACAGCCCGUCCCCAGCCGCGUCCUCUCGACAAACCCCUGUGUCCUCUCCUGUCCCUCCCUCUGCUCAGCACAGCCGCACACAGACAGUUCUGCAUAGCCCCUCUCCCCCCACUCUCUCCCUGCCUCCCCCUCCUCCCCUCCACACUGUCCCAUCCUCUUCAGCACCCAUACUACCUGAUACUCAGGCAUCUUCCCGCUCAGACCGCCUGUCCCACACUGCCCUCCACCAGCAGAGGGUGCAGUCCUCCCUCUCCAUUUCCACCUCUGUGUGUUCUGUCUCUACUGCUUCUGCCCCUGUGUCUUCCUCAUCCUCUCCGUCUUCUUCGUCGCGUCCUUUUGCUGUGCACUACUCACCUCGACAGCCCCCUCCACAGACCGGCAGCAGCUCUGCAAGCAGUGGGGGCAUGUGGAGGACUCAGAGUAUGCACAGUGGCCACUCCACGUCCCAUCUGCCUGGCUCCCGGCCUAGAUAGGUUUUGGGGUGGGGG